AUGACGCCUCCAGACGAAAACACCACCACGAGCGUUACCAGUUCUCGCGGGAGACGGCGAUCACAUCAUGCCUGCCUCACUUGCAGGCGCAAAAAGACACGCUGUCCUGGCGAAAAGCCGGCAUGCUCAAGUUGUGUCCGUCUUAAACAGUCAUGCUCUUAUCCGCCGGCGAUAAGACCCUCCCAGAGCGGCCCUUCGGAGGAGAGGCUGGCUCACUUGGAAGAGAAACUGGAUUUCCUGCUGAGUGGAAGCUUGUACACAAGCCCCAGCCAGCAGCAACAACAACAACAACAACAAGAUACCGCCUUUGAAGAGAACACGGAUACUUCUGAAAAGUCGUAUUCAGGGCAUCCUCUUGGUCGUGAACCGAGCUAUCCGACCAGCCACCCCUCAGUCAAGUCGUCGGACUGCGAAAGUUCGACGCUGAGACCGAGCCCAGCCGACAUCGCCUGUGGCAUCGCCCUCUACUUUGAGUUUUGCCAUCGGCAGCCCAUCUGGUGCUUUGAGCGUGACGAGGUCAAUGACUUUGCCUCUCUGCAUGAUGAGUUGGCUUGCAGUAUCCUCGCUUUGACGUUGCGCUUCUCGGAGAAUCGUGAUCAGUCGCAGCUAUAUGGCAACAAUGCCAAGAGUUUGAUCAUGCUCCGGAUCGCAAACGGAACAGUGGAUCUUGCUACUCUCGAGAGCUUGUGUCUACUAUCCUAUUCUUCUUUUAUGGAUGGAAACGUUCAUCUCGGCCAGUUCCAUCUCGGCCUGGCCUUCCAGCUCUGCCGCUCUGCCAUGCUCGAUCUUGAAAGCGUAUAUGGCAUAGAUGAUCCGCAGGCAGAUCGCAAGAAGAGACUUUUCUGGAGUCUUCAGAUGCUGGAGCAGUCAUAUGGCCGACAAGAAGGUCUGUUGAGUGUUCCAACCGAGAUUUGGCGGCCAUCCUAUUCUUCAUAUCGCGGGCACCACUCCGGCGCAGACCCAAGAGCACCAAGAUUACCGAGAGACGAUCUUGGAUGCUCAUUACCAAACGAACCUGGAAUUUGGAACACAAGUGUCCAUCUGGGUUGGGUCUGGAGUCAAGUCAGGAAAUACGUCUCUGACUGUGCUCACAACAACCUCAAAGAACCCUGGCGUCACGAUUCCAUGUACGCCAAAGUCCUAGCCGACUUUAUGGAGACGGAAAAUAGGAUCCCCAUGUGUCAUCGGUACGACACGGUCAAGUUUUAUGAGCGCAAGGUUGAGGAUCUCAAGAUGCACCGCGACUAUUGGGCGCCGUGGUUGAAGGAGCAGUUCACGUACCACGUGAUUCCUACUGUUCUCAACCAUCCGUUUCUCUACAUUGUUGGUGCUCAGCACAACCCCAAUCUUGCUAUUCCGAAUACCUUUUGGAGGAGGUCGUCAGAGCUGGCAUUGCUACACUCAACUUGGAUCGUUCGCAUGAUCGAUAUGGUUGUGGAUAAGCAAGUACCGUUGGCGGAUCCCUUCUUUGGACAUGUCGCGGCUAUCGCAGCAACAGUGCAUUUGUACUAUUGCUGCGCUGCUGCUACAAGACUCAAGCACAAGUCAAACACGGACUUUGCAAAGUGCAGGAGGUUUCUCAAGGGCUUCAUCCCAACCUCAGCUGCCUGCAGAGCCUUGGAUCGCAAUCUGGACAAGAUGACACGGAUCGCUGCCGGCUCUGACACCAUGGACGUCGAAGAUUGGAUGCCAUCCAAGAUCUACCUCAGCGUACCUUUGAUGUGGAAGAUUCUGCAAUUCAACACCGUCGCCGACUCCCACGAAAUUCCACACGCCGGUCUCCUAGAUUCCUCUCUCGUACCAGUCAUGGCCAACGAAGACACGAGCGAAAACAUGACUCUCGAGAUCAUCGUUGCCACUUCACCAGAGAUCAGCAUCAACACAGCAGAUGGCGGACAAGAAGCACCCACCAUGUCGUACAAACCCACCGUUUCGUCAUCAUCACAACCUGACUCUGCGCGGGACACUGUCAGCGACGAAGUCCCUGUGGAUGACAGCCUCACGCUGUGCACAACACCAUGGCUGUAUGCAGACUCAUCACAGUUUGUCAACAUAGGGGACAUGGGCUAUGACGACUCGCAGCCUGCCAUCAGCGAGAACAGAGGUUCUGCGUGGUGGGAAGGUGAAAAUUUUAGUAAUAUCAUGUUUAAUCACUUUUAG
Fusarium vanettenii 77-13-4 is the source of this 2160-nucleotide messenger RNA. RefSeq lists its product as uncharacterized. The transcript has 6 exons. The record is from RefSeq and is a predicted model, not a curated record. Gene Ontology annotation, biological process: DNA-templated transcription; regulation of DNA-templated transcription. Bases 1 to 2160 code for a protein of 719 amino acids. Gene Ontology annotation, cellular component: nucleus. Gene Ontology annotation, molecular function: zinc ion binding; DNA-binding transcription factor activity, RNA polymerase II-specific; DNA binding. Lineage: Eukaryota; Fungi; Ascomycota; Sordariomycetes; Hypocreales; Nectriaceae.